AAAGGCCGCAAAACUCGUGACGUCACACACAAUUUCGCACAAUUUGUCUUGUUGCUUGGCAGGAAAACAAAAAAAAGUUACAUACACCCGUUGAAUCUGUUUAAACAUUCCUCGAGAGUUCCUGGCCUUUUCUUCCAUAUUUAUCGAACUCAGUAUCAUGAUGUUUAAGAAAGAACCAACAUAAUGUUAUGAAGGAAAUCCACACUUGUCAGAUAAGUGGCUCUUUACCUAAAGCUUGAACGUGGCUUGCCUUCUGCUAUGGCAACAAGACGACACUCCCAAAAAAGUGUGGACAGGGACAGCGGUGAUUAUGACUACAGUGAUGAUUUUGUCAGCGACGCUGAAUCGGAUCAUCGCAAUCGAAGAGCUCCACCAAGGAAAUCUCAUAGAUCCCCACGGUCUGUUAUGCACAACAGAAAGAUGCCUAUGAAAAGAAGAGGUCAAGUGCCUGUUACGCAGUCUCAGUCUGAUAACAUAACUCAGCGCAUGUUAUCGGCUGGACGUAUGAAGAUGAAUGAACUUAAGAACCACUUGGAGGAAGCCAACCUAAAAAUCAGGGAUCUGACGGAAGAGAACAAAAUCAUGAAGAAGAUGCAGUUUAGGCACGAGAAAGCUUUACGACAUUUUCAGGAUAAGGAAGGGAACUUGCCUCAGCUGUUGACAAAACAUGCAAAUGAAGUGCGGGCUCUCAGAGAACAGCUGAAGAUAUCUAAGGAGAAAUAUGAAAAAACUGAGAGGUACCUACGCGAUGCUGAAGAUGACUUGGACAGGGCUCAGAAUAAACUGAAAAAAUAUAAACAUUUAGUCGAAGAGAAAGGCCUCCUAGAAAGAGAUGAACUCAACAGAAAACUGAGUAAAGCAGAAAUAGACUUGGAAGAAAAAGAUGCACGGAUUAAGGAACUGGAAAGACAUAAAGAACAUCUCACAAAAAAUCAUCGACAUGAGCUGGGUAUAGAAAUGGCCAGUCAUCGAGAAACAAAGAAACAGUUGCAGGAAUAUAAAGAAGAAAAUGAGAAUUUGAAAAAUAAGAUCAAAGAAAAGGAGAAAGAACUGGAGAUAAAAAACAUCUACAGCAACAGAGUAAUGCGGCCUCCUCACAAGCUACCCGCUUCUUAUUCUGGAACCCCUUUGGAUACUCCUCCUCAUCAUGGUGGAGUGCUAAACAGACCGCCCUCCUUGAAUGACCUGUCUUCCAGAGAAAAAGCUAAAUUGUAUGAAAAGAAAAGGAGAGAGGAGAGGCAGAUCAACAGAGAGGUUAGCGAGGCUUGGGAACAGCAGCAAAGGAGACAGAGGUCACAAAAACAGACAGACAUCACACCAUCCAAGUCAGCAGCAGACGCAGAUUACUUUCAGAAACGGCAGGACUUCUUAGACCUAGAUAGUGUGGAUAAAAAGCAGAUAGAUAAAGAAAAAAGGGAGAAAGAGGAAUGGGAACAUAGAGAGUUUCAACAACAACAGCAAGAUGAAGAUGGUGAUGAUGAUGAUGCAAUGAAAUUACAGAGAGAAAUAAUGAAGCAUGAAUCAGAAGAGUUUAAACAGCGCCAAAUAGAAGAAAGAGAGCGAAGAGAAUUUGAGGAAAAGAAAAUGCGAGAAAGAGAAAAUAGGAUACGAGAAAGAGAAAAAAUUGAAAGAGAACAAGAGAGGAUGAAUAAAGAGAACAGAGAGAGGAUGGAAAGAGAUAGGAAUGAAAGGGAAGAAAGAGAAAGAGAAGAGAGAGAUAGGAGAGCAAACGAAGAAAGAGAUAGGAGAGAAAGAGAGGAACAAAAAACAAGGGAAGCAAAUUUGAGAAAAGAACAGGAAGAAAGAAUGAAAAAUGAUAUUGCUUACCAGGAGGAAAGAAGGAAAAAGGAUUUGUUGCUGGCACGAAUGAAAGCUAUUGAUGAAGGCAUAGCAUCCAGUGGUAGUGAAAAGAGCUCCCCAACUCCUAGUAGAAGCAAUAUCAUCACACACAACCGAUAAAAAACUCACGUUGGCAAGCCAGCAUAUGAUGAUAUUGGGGUUUAUGAUAGGUCAAAGAAGAAGUCUCCAGACCACAUGCCACAAGAAGGUUAUCAACCAUCCUACAGUUCUCCAACUAGAAAGACCGACGUAGACAAGAAGGAACAGUUAAUGCAUAGUCUGUUUGGAAGUCCAUCCAAGCCUAAUUCAACAACGAAGGAAAACAGUGCCUCAGAUUUGUUUAGUACAUUGAAUUCUGCGCCUAAGAAAUCCACAUCAAAGAAGCAGAUACUCCCUUGGGACCACGAAGAUCAGGGAGAUCGUAGUGACAAACACGAGUCACGGAGAGAGAAUUCAAGCACAAUGCUUUUCGCUGGUGGUGCUGCUUUCCUCGAAGAUGACAAGUCGGAUUUUAACAGUUCAAAACUGUUGCCGCGCCGACCACGGGGCCCAGUUAGUACACUUCAGAGCAGACCGUCGGUGACAGCAGUUGACAGUAUUGACGAUGACAUUGAGGAGGUUAUAAUAUAGAAUGUGCUCUACCUGUGAUUGUUAGUGCUGCAUGCUCGUCUUGUCUUGUGGUCUGAAAACUAUUUGGUGAAAUGUAACCAGAUUUUAUGGUAAUGUUUUCAAUGUAAUAAUAACAUUCUGAAUUGAGCAUCUACAAUUUUUUUUAGUUGAUUCAAAAUAAAUAUACAUGUCUAUUAUGUAAUAAUACAUAUGCAAGAAAAACAAUUUCCUCCAAUACUUCUUAAAGUUGCCUUAAAGUUGGUGGUUGUGAUGGACAGAACAAAACAGUGGUUUAAAAAAACAAACAAAAAUCAAACACAACAAACAGUUAUAGUGUAUGUGUUUAAAUAUUCAUGUUGCACUAUCAUCAAUGGUGCACUAUCAUCAAUGGUGCACUAUCAUCAAUACAUUUUGUCCGUCCAGUAUAGACUUGAUUUACAGUCCAUUGUUAGCAUUUACUAGGUUUGUAUAUUAGUACCGUACAUAUAUUUAUUUAACAUUUGAAACAAUAUUUAAACAAUAUUACUAUGCCUAUUUUAUUAUUCCAUUACCAAGCUACAAUGUACAAGCUAUUUUUUAAUGAUUUAUUUGCAUGUUUUACUAAUGAAACUAAUGUUCACUGAACAUACUUAACCAUUAAUUGUUAUAUAUGAUACAUUUACAGAUCAUUUAUCAAAGACUAGAUUUUUUUAGCAUAUCUGAACUAAUUUUAAUAAUACAUGUAAUUGUUUUAAAAAAGAAAUUAUUUUUAUUGAACUAAAUAACAAUUUGUCAGCCAAAAUCAUUAUUGGACAAGUAUAAUUUGCUGAUAUGACUACAUUGUAUUACUGUGUAAUACCAAAAUGUUGAUUGUGAGCACCAGGGAUUAUAGUUUAAAUGUUUAAAGUUUGUUUUGUUAAAUGACACCACUAGAGCACAUUGAUUAAUUAUUGGCUAUUUGCUGUCAAACAUUUGAUAAUUCUGACACAUAGUCAUGAGAGGAAACCCGCUACAU
Molecule: messenger RNA, 3442 nt
Organism: Gigantopelta aegis
Lineage: Eukaryota; Metazoa; Mollusca; Gastropoda; Neomphalida; Peltospiridae
Product: lebercilin-like
Biological process (GO): intraciliary transport
Cellular component (GO): axoneme
Source: RefSeq, a predicted model, not a curated record